This is a messenger RNA of Perca flavescens (yellow perch), 739 nucleotides long. RefSeq names its product histone H2A. Lineage: Eukaryota; Metazoa; Chordata; Actinopteri; Perciformes; Percidae. The transcript has a single exon. Bases 12 to 395 code for a protein of 127 amino acids. Gene Ontology annotation, molecular function: protein heterodimerization activity; DNA binding; structural constituent of chromatin. Gene Ontology annotation, cellular component: nucleosome. The record is from RefSeq and is a predicted model, not a curated record.
AUCAUCGCAAAAUGUCUGGAAGAGGGAAAACAGGAGGCAAAGCCAGAGCUAAGGCUAAGACCAGGUCUUCUCGUGCCGGGCUUCAGUUCCCAGUCGGCCGUGUCCACAGGCUGCUCCGCAAAGGGAACUACGCUCAACGCGUCGGUGCCGGAGCCCCGGUGUACCUGGCGGCCGUGCUGGAGUACCUGACCGCUGAGAUCCUGGAGCUGGCUGGAAACGCUGCCCGCGACAACAAAAAGACCCGUAUCAUCCCCCGCCAUCUGCAGCUGGCCGUCCGCAACGACGAGGAGCUCAACAAGCUGCUCGGCGGAGUGACCAUCGCUCAGGGCGGCGUGCUGCCCAACAUCCAGGCCGUCCUGCUGCCCAAGAAGACCGAGAAGCCCGCUAAGAAGUAAACAACCGAGGCUCUCUGACUGCUGGAGACCAGCCCCCCAAAAAGGCUCUUUUAAGAGCCAAACACAUUCCUGAUAAAGAGCGCUGAUUCCCACGUUGCUGUCUAUAUUAUGCACAUAAUUUGGACGUUUAUACAGCAUUGGUGUCUUUAUAUGAAGCUAUUGAUAACCUGGAUAAUUACAUAAUUUGACUUCAACUUUUUAUGUGUCAAUCCGGUUGGUGACAGACAAUUUAUUCAGCCUUUGACUGUAUUUACAGUCGAAGUAAACUGAAUGCUCAUCUCAAAGGGAAACUGUUUAAAUGCUUUGUCUUACCUGGUAACUAAAUACACCCAUUGCCAAACUAA